Molecule: messenger RNA, 624 nt
Organism: Lathyrus sativus (Indian pea)
Lineage: Eukaryota; Viridiplantae; Streptophyta; Magnoliopsida; Fabales; Fabaceae
Source: the annotation of a GenBank genome assembly
AUGGCUUGUCAAAUGGGAUCCAUGAAUCUGCAGUGGAGAUUAUCAGUUAUAGAGAAUGAAGGUUCAAAAAGAUCAUUUACACCCUUUGCAACUUCUAGAAUCUACCGAUGUUGUUGUGAGUCAAGUUUAAGUGGCGUAACUCCAAACGUUGGCAUGAACUCUUCCUCUUUUUCUCAGAGCCGUUUCCUGGGAAGAAGAGCCGGGUGGAAAGUAGUGUUAGCCUUGAACACAGAUGGAUUGUCGGGUAACGAUGAGCAACAAAGCCUCAACGAUUCUGGUUCCAGUUUUGGUGGCACUCGAUUGGGUAGGAUACUGAGUGCAGGUGGCAGACAACUUCUUGAUAAGCUGAAUUCAGCUAGAAAGAACUUCCCUAUGAAAAUAUUCCUGGUACUUUUGGGUUUCUACACGGCAAAUGCGCUUGCUACAAUCCUUGGUCAAACCGGGGAUUGGGAUGUUCUGGUUGCCGGUAUUGUAGUGGCAGCAAUAGAGGGAAUCGGUAUGCUAAUAUAUAAAAAUCCAGCUACUAGGACUGGGAGGUUGCAGUCUUUUCUAGUUAUGGUGAACUACUGGAAAGCAGGCAUAUGUUUGGGCCUCUUUGUAGAUGCUUUCAAGCUAGGCAGCUAA